UCGACACUCGUACCAAUGCAAUAGAAAGAGACAAAAAUGGCUGUGUUUAGAACACUGGUAUCACUAAUGUUCCUCUCAACCUUUCUCCAAAUAGCAGCAGCAUCAGCAAGCACCAGCGACUCACUGAAAGCCUACAAAAAGUUCAUAAAAGAUGAAUGCAAUUCAACCACUUACCCAGUAGUUUGUUACAAGUCUCUCUCACCGUACGCAUCAAAAAUCAAAAGAAACCGCGUAACACUGACGAAGCUGUCGAUUCAUGUGGCUCUAAAAGCGGCCAAGAGUGCGAAAAGCACGUUGACGAGGUUGUCGAAGGGGAAGCUGUCACACGGAGAAAGCUCGGUGGUGGGUGACUGCAGAGAGAACAUCGAGGAUACGUUGGAUCUGCUUCAACAAUCUGCGGAAGGGUUGGCACAUUUGAACGGUGCCUCCACUGCGGAUGAGAGGUUUCAAUGGGACAGCAUAAAGACCUGGGUGAGUGCUUCCAUAACAGAUGAAUCUACUUGCAUCGAUGAGUUUGAUGAAAUAAAAGUUCGUGCUUCACUGCAGAACAAGAUCAAAACCACCGUUUAUAACGUUUCUUGGUUGAUUAGCAAUUCCUUGGCACUCGUCAACAGGCUUUACUAGUAAACUAUACUCCUUCAUUGCGUCUUUCUUCUAUAUGUAUAUCACAACUGCAACCACAAUAUUUUCCUUCUUGGAAUACCUGUGCUUGCGUUGUUUCAGUGUUUCAUGAGCCACUAAGGUUAUUGUAAAAUUGUGGCUUUCAGAAUGUGAUUUCUUAUGUUAUACAUUACAUGCAUGUAUGAUGUAUAUAUACAUUAUAGUAGCUCCUUCCUUUAAAAAUAAAUAAAUAAA
Messenger RNA from Vigna unguiculata (cowpea), 855 nucleotides. RefSeq names its product 21 kDa protein-like. Gene Ontology annotation, molecular function: enzyme inhibitor activity. The record is from RefSeq and is a predicted model, not a curated record. Lineage: Eukaryota; Viridiplantae; Streptophyta; Magnoliopsida; Fabales; Fabaceae. Gene Ontology annotation, biological process: negative regulation of catalytic activity.